AUGUCAGCAUUGCUGGAGGAUAUUUUUGAUGUGAAAGAUGUUGACAAAGAUGGGAAGAAGUUCGACAAAGUGUCUCGACUGUUCUGUGAAAGCGAAUCGUUCAAGAUGGGUCUCAUAUUGGAUAUCCAUUCUUUAAUUUAUCGAUUGAUGAAGGGUGACAAAUUUCGCAUGGUCUUGACCAAAAGUUUGCUAAAUGAUUUAUCCGCCGAUGCCGAUGACGACGACGAGGAUGAUGCGGCCGAGGAGACCGAUGAGCGUUUGGCCAAUAGCAAGAUGGCUGAGUUUGAUUAUGUGUGUUACGGAAAAAUCUAUCGGAUUGAGGCGCAUGACAGUGGGGGUGAUGCAAGCCGCCUAUCUUGCUAUGUGUCCUUUGGUGGAUUGCUCAUGCAGCUUACCGGUGAUGCAAGCAAUCUUCAAGGCUUUCGGAUAGGAAAACAUGUAUAUUUGAUGAUCAAAAAGUUGGCUUUUUGA
Molecule: messenger RNA, 471 nt
Organism: Echinostoma caproni
Lineage: Eukaryota; Metazoa; Platyhelminthes; Trematoda; Plagiorchiida; Echinostomatidae
Source: the annotation of a GenBank genome assembly